AUGACUUUCCUUCCUACGCUCAUCUCCAGUUCAUCGCAGGCUGCGAACUCAUUCGUGCUGCUAGAGUCGUCUACCUCGCAGUCAUGUCUACCGGUCCUGCGCGGUUUAAUAUCUCACCCAUAUCCUAAGAACCAUGUGUUGCUUUUCUGCUUGCUGUAUCCUCCGACAUCCCUAGUAGAUGACUUGAAUCAUCUUCAGCGUGAAGAAGUUAGCAUCCACGACCGCACUGCACACGUACCUGGCUAUUGCGAAGAAGAAAAUGAUCUCGAAUCUGCAAUAACCAAAGCGAUUGAUGCAGCGCCUCUAGGAGCUGUGACUGUCGUGAUUGACUCCGCCGAUGUUUUGUGCUCUGACGAACAAUCGGCUCCGAAGGCGUAUGCGAUCCUCAAGUCCGUUGCCAAUGCCCUCCGAGCUCGAUCUUCUCCCUCCAGGCUAGUCGUGCACCUCAACUCGCCCUCACCUUUGCUUCCACUAUUGGUCACGACCAAGAUGUCUCCUACGCUCACGCACAUCAUUGCACAUCCACCCGCACUACUCGCUCAUCUGGCUACAGCAAACUUGAUCCCGCCGCCGCCAAGUACGCCCCCAGAACGAUUUUGGCCGGCUUUCUCCCCACUGGCUUCACGGGCAUGGGAGGUUGAAAAGCUCAUAUUCGGCUCUGAAGGGCCGGGUCUGGAGGAAGGAUGGUCUGAGAUUGUUCUGGAGGUCCUUAUUCGCGGGGCUUCGGCAAAUAGCGAAAAGCGCAGGGGAGUUGAGCGAGUGUUGGAGGGUUGGUCCUCCACAAAGGGAUCUUGCGAUCUCACCGAUCUUGAGAGUCUGCGAUCUAUCUGGACUCGACAUCCUGCAACUGAAGAAACAGCCACACCCGAUCCAACGCAGAACUUGUCUUUCAACCUCAGUCUCACAGCUAACCAACAACAGGCUCGUGCUAGCGUACCCCUUCCAUACGCACAUUCUGGUGAAACACCUACCGUAACACCGACCUCAAAUGGCGCGAUAUACUAUGAUCCAGACUCUGCAGAUGAUAUUGAUGACGAUGAUCCCGAUGAGGAUCUAGAUAUUUGA
Peniophora sp. CBMAI 1063 is the source of this 1065-nucleotide messenger RNA. Lineage: Eukaryota; Fungi; Basidiomycota; Agaricomycetes; Russulales; Peniophoraceae. The record is from the annotation of a GenBank genome assembly.